Molecule: messenger RNA, 6557 nt
Organism: Penaeus indicus
Lineage: Eukaryota; Metazoa; Arthropoda; Malacostraca; Decapoda; Penaeidae
Product: titin-like
Exons: 14
Coding region: 1-5994 (1997 amino acids)
Biological process (GO): cristae formation
Cellular component (GO): MICOS complex
Source: RefSeq, a predicted model, not a curated record
AUGGCCGCCCUGAGGCUGAUGAGAAAAUGGAGCGUUCCAUUGGCAACAGCCGUUGCCGCGCCACUCUUCACGCCGGUUGUCCUCGCGGAGUCAGACAAGAAGGACACGCAAGCAGCCUCUUCUCGUUUAGUUCGACCCUCAGACCUGCCCAUCUAUGAAUCGCCAGAUGAAGUCCUGGACUUCGAAUAUCAUGGGCGGGAGAGGACGGCCCUGGAGGAAAACAUCAGCGUCGUGAGGAAGGAAGUGGAAGGCGUCAUCGAUGCGACACGGGCCACCAGGGAGAAAAUAGUGUAUGUUUGUGAGACUGGCAAGGCACAUACCAUGGCCACAGUGGAAAUGCUGAAAGAACUUAAGCCAUCACCAGAAAUUAAUGUGGAGCCUGGUAUUGGGAUUAUACCUUCAGGGUGCCAAUGUUACAGCCUUUAUAAUGCAGCCACAUGCUCUUCAGAUGUAGGAAAAAAGACUGUAUUGUAUGGCAACUACUUUUUCUCGACCAGUGCUACUGUUGACUACAUAACAGAUGAAGAGAACGUGUUACCUCGUGCUGGAGCAAUCACUGUGGGUGGCCUGACUGGUCUGGUCAUUGGUAGGAAAGGAGGGUUCUUGAGGAAGGUGCUCUACACCUCAGCUGGUGCACUAACUGCUGCUUCUCUGUGCUACCCUCGCCAUGCUUACCAGCUUUCUCAGAAGGUAUUUGAGAAUGCAAAGGACGUCGGUACUAUCGGCUAUAAUUUUGUUGCUGGAGUGAAACCCCAAAACAAAAUUCCAAGUGCACCAGCUGAGCCCUCCAAAGAAGAACCUCCAGCAGUUGUACCAGAUGCCCCUCCAGCACCAGAAGCAGCACCUGGAACAGAACUUGAAAGUGGAGAGACGGAUGUAACAGUGUGGGGAUUUAGACUAACGGACAAAGCCAGCAAAGAGCCAGGUGUCAAGGAGAGCGAGGCUCCUACCGCCAAAUCCUCUGUGCCGGAAGGAUUUGGUACGGUUUCCGAAGUCCAGGAGCCUCAAGUUGCACCCAGUUCUGAACAAGUAGAAGAGAUAAAGGAACUGGUUGAAGUACCGGCUAUUGCUGAGGCAAAAGAACCUGAAGUGGUACAGGAAGUGACAUUAGAAUUGGAAAAAGACACUGAAGUUUUACACGUAACAGAGGAACCCAAGGAUACAGUAGUGGCACCUGCAGUAACAGAAAUAACACCUGUCUUAAUAGAACCUGAGCUUGAAGUAACCCCCCCAGCUUUAAAAGAACAUGUGCUAGAUGUAACCCCUGCUGUAGGAGAACCUGACCUAGAAUCUAAACCUGCUGAAACAGAGCCUGAGCUAGAAGGGAAACCUGCUGAAACAGAAUUAGUGACUGAAGUAAAACCCACUGAAACCGUUCCUGUGCCAGAAGUGAAACCCAUUGAAAUGGAGCCUGAACCAGAAGUGAAACCCACUGAAACAGUUCCUGAGCCAGAAGAGAAACCUGAAAUUGCUGUUGAGCCUGAAGUAAAACCUGCUGAAACUGCACCUGAACCAGAAGAGAAACCUGCUGAAACUGUGCUUGAGCCUGAAGUGAUUCCUGUUGAAACUGUUCCUGAGCCUGAAGUGAAACCUGCUGAAACUGUGCCUGAGCCAGAAGAGAAACCUGCUGAACCUGUGCCUGAGCCUGAAGUGAUUCCUGUUGAAACUGUGCCUGAGCCAGAAGUGAAACCUGCUGAAACUGCACCUGAACCAGAAGAGAAACCUGCUGAAACUGUGCCUGAGCCUGAGGUGAAACCUGCUGAAACUGUGCCUGAGCAUGAAGUGAAACCUGCUGAAACUGUGCCAGAACCAGAAGAGAAACCUGCUGAAACUGUGCCUGAGCCUGAAGUGAAACCUGCUGAAACUGUGCUAGAACCAGAAGAGAAACCUGCUGAAACUGUGCCUGAGCCUGAAGUGAAACCUGCUGAACCUGUGCCUGAGCCUGAAGUGAUUCCUGUUGAAACUGUGCCGGAACAAGAAGUGAAACCUACUGAAACCAUUCCUGAAUCUGAAGUGAAACCUGCUGAAACUGCACCUGAGCCUGAAGUGAUUCCUGUUUUAACUGUGCCAGAACCAGAAGAGAAACCUGCUGAAACUGUGCCUGAGCCUGAGGUGAUUCCUGUUGAAACUGUGCCAGAACCAGAAGAGAAACCUGCUGAAACUGCACCUGAGCCUGAAGUGAUUCCUGUUGAAACUGUGCCAGAACCAGAAGAGAAACCUGCUGAAACUGUGCCUGAUCCUGAAGUGAAACCUACUGAAACUGUACCUGAGCCAGAAGCACCAUCAGAUCCUGAAGUAACGGGAAAAUCAGAAGUGAAAGAGGCUGAGGUGGCACCCAGCGAUGACAGUAUCCGGAAAGUAGGUCUGGUGAAUAUAAUUAUCCAAUACUUUUCCAAGGAGAAAGAACCAGUAAAAGAGGUUGUAGUUGAGGUUGGAGAAAAAGUAGAGGAAAAGAUUGCAGAAGCAGUCAGUGAGUCGGCAGAAAUCGUUGAGAAAGAAGCAGAUAAAGUUAUUAAAGAAGCAGAGGUAGUUGAAGAGAUCGGAGAGAAGGUGGAAUCUGCAGUACAGUUUGUAGAGGAAGCUGCAGAUGCUGCUGCCAAAGCUGCCCAUGAUACUCCUGGUAUUCCUGAAUCUGUUGCAGAGAAAGCUGAAGAGACAAAGGAAAUUGCUGAAAAGGUGGAAGAGGUCAUUGGUACAGUAGAGUUUGUUGCAGAGAAGGUUGAGGAAAUUGCAGAGGAGAUUAAAAAGGAAGCAGAGGCUAUUGAAAGUAAAGCGGUUGAACUGAUAGAGAGCAAAGAAAAGAGAGAAGAACUCAUAGAAAAAGCCAUUGAUUAUGUGACUAGUAAGAUACACGAGGAAUUGGAAAGUGCAGAAGUCAAGAAACCAGAAGCAGAAGAACCUGUUGCAGUUGCAGAUGUCAAAGAACUUGAAGUUGCAUCUGUUGAAGAAGGAAAGCCAGUAGAAGCAAAGGAGCCAGAAGUGCCAGCACCUGAGGGAAUGGAAACUCAGGAAAAUCUUUCUGCUGUAACUGAAGAAAAAGAGGCAAUAGUGGCACCAGUUGAAGAACUGAAGGAGGCUGAAAUAACCACAGAGAAGAGUGAUGAAAAGAUUGGUUUGGUUGAUAAGCUAAUCCAGAUCUUCUCCAGUGAGGAUGAAAAACCAGUGGUAAAGGAAGCUGUUGCUGAAGUUGGAGACAAAGUGGAGGAAGAAGUUACAAAAGUGGAGAGUGAAGUAUCCCAAGAAGUGGAGAAGGAUGCAGCAGAUGUAUCUACAGCAGCAGACAUUGUGAAAGAAGAAGUGAGCACAGAGGAACCUGCAGUGGCACCAGUUGUUGAAGUUGCACAGUCUGAAAUACUUGUAACAGAAGAGCAGCAGCCACAAUCAGCACCUGUUACAGAAGAAAAAGACUCAACAUUGGUUCAUGAGGAUAAAACGCCAAAAGAGAGAGUAGGUUUAGUUGAUAAAAUAGUGCAGUUCUUCUCCAAGGAGGAUGAAAAACCUGAGCCUGUAAAGGAGGUUGUAGAAACCCUGGUAAAGGAAGCUGCUAUUGAGGGUGGAGAAAAGGUCGAGGAAAAAAUUGCAGAAGCUGUUAGUGAUGUAGCAAAAGAAGCUGAGAAAGAAGCAGAUGAAACAUUAAAGGUAACUGAAGUAGUGGAAAUGGUGAGUGAAAAGGUGGAAUCAGCUGUAGACAUUGUAGAAGAAGCUGCAGAUGCUGCUGCCAAAGCUGCUCAUGAUACUCCUGGUAUUCCUGAAUCUGUUGCAGAGAAAGCUGAAGAGACAAAGGAAAUUGCUGAAAAGGUGGAAGAGGUCAUUGGCACAGUAGAGCUUGUUGCAGAGAAGGUUGAGGAAAUUGCAGAGGAGAUUAAAAAGGAAGCAGAGGCUAUUGAAAGUAAAGCAAUGGAACUGAUAGAGAGUAAAGAAAAGAGAGAAGAACUCAUAGAAAAAGCCAUUGAUUAUGUGACUGGACAAAUACCUGAAGAACUUACAAGUACAGUGGUUCAGGAGUCCAAACCAGUACCCUUAGAUGAGGAAGUUAAACAAACUGAAGAAGUAAAGGUAACAGAAGAGGCGCCAGCUGCAGAAGUGAAGGAGGCGGAAGUUGCUGCAGAUGAAAGUAUUGAGAAGAUCGGAUUGGUUGGUAAACUUAUGCAGUUCUUCUCUAAUGAAGAGAAGACACCAGAGCCAGUAGAACCAGUGGUAAAAGAUGCUCUGGUUGAAGGUGGAGAAAUUGUGGAGGAAAAAGUUGCAGAAGUGGUGAGUGAAGUAGCCCAAAGUGUAGAGAAAGAUGCAGCAGAUAUAUCUAAGGUUACACAAGUUGUAGAAGAUGUUAGUACAAAGGUUGAAUCAGUUGUAGAUGUGGUUGAAGAAGCUGCAGUUGCUGCUGCCACAGCUGCUCAUGAAACACCUGGUAUUCCUGAAUCUGUUGCAGAAAAGGCUGAAGAAACAAAGACCAUAGCUGAAAAGGUGGAAGAGGUCAUUGGCACAGUAGAGCUUGUUGCAGAGAAGGUUGAGGAAAUUGCAGAGGAGAUUAAAAAGGAAGCAGAGGCUAUUGAAAGUAAAGCGGUUGAACUGAUAGAGAGCAAAGAAAAGAGAGAAGAACUCAUAGAAAAAGCCAUUGAUUAUGUGACUGGACAAACACCAGAAGAACUGAAAAGCACAGAUGUGAAAGAACCUGAAGUAACACCUAUAGAAGAGGCACCAGCUGCAGAAGUGAAGGAAGCGGAGGUUGUUGCAGAAGAAAGUAUUGAGAAGAUAGGAUUGGUUGGUAAACUUAUGCAGCUGUUCUCCAAUGAAGAGAAGACACCAGAACCAGUAGAACCAGUGGUAAAAGAUGCUUUAGUUGAAGGUGGAAAAAUUGUGGAGGAAAAAGUUGCAGAAGUGGUGAGUGAAGUAGCCCAAAGUGUAGAGAAAGAUGCAGCAGAUGUACCUAAAGAAGCAGAAGUUGUGGUUGAAGAAGUAAAGACAGAAGAGGAGGCACCAGUUGCAGAAGUGAAGGAGGCUGAAGCUGUUGCAGACAAACCUACUGAGAAAAUAGGAUUGGUUGAUAAAGUAAUACAGUUCUUCUCCAGUGAGGAGGAAAAGCCAAUUCAGAAAGCAGCAGAUGAAGUAAUUACAGCAACUGAAGUAGUUGAAGAGAUUAGUAAGAAGGUGGAAUCAGUUGUAGACGUUGUAGAAGAAGCUGCAGAUGCUGCUGCCAAAGCUGCCCAUGAUACUCCUGGUAUUCCUGAAUCUGUUGCAGAGAAAGCUGAAGAGACAAAGGAAAUUGCUGAAAAGGUGGAAGAGGUCAUUGGCACAGUAGAGUCUGUUGCAGAGAAGGUUGAGGAAGUAGCACAAGAAACUAAAAAGGAAGCAGAGAUUAUUGAAGGUAAAGUAGACACAUCUCAGGCAGAAUCUGGUUUGUUUGGUCAGCUGGUUAGCAUCUUCUCUAAAAAAGAAGAAAGUAAAGAGGAUGUUCCACCUGCUCCUGAGGCAGCAGUAGAGCCACAGGAACCAGAUACAGUUGUUACAACUGAAAUUACAGAAAAGUCAGAUUCAGAAGGGGCCAAGGAGACUUCCACUGACAUUGUAAAUACUGAUGAAACCGUUUCUACCUCAUUGAAACCUUCAGAAACCAUUGAUGAUUCUGCACCUGUGGUUGACGAGCUCGUGUCAUCUGAAUCUGCAAAGAAAGAAACUUUAGUGGAGAAAAUUGCAAGUUUGUUUGGUGAGAAAAAAAACGACAGUAAGCAGACAGCUGGUGUGACUUCCGAUAGUAGUAAGGAAAUUCAUGCAUCUGACUCUCCAACAGAGGCUGUUCCAGAACCGGUAGCAGUUGGUGAUUCCUCACCCGAGGGAGCGACAUCUGUGUCAGGACCUUCAGAGGAGUCCCAGACCGGAGCUGAUGUGAAGCAAGAAGGCAAGGACGUCAUCGUUCAGCUGACACCAACUCCUGUAGAGAAGGAUUACGGGCAGAGCAACCCCGAAGAUGCUGACAUGUACACCACACGGAGCUAGAUGGAGACUGCUGCCAGGAGGGGGAUGAAUGGGAUGGGGUCCUUUGAAGAUCUAGGUCUUAUUUCAUAACAGUAGUGGGGUAUAAGCAGAAGGGGAGAGUGGUCUGGGUAGUCAUUUUUCCACGAGGAAGGGCUUAUAAUUCUUGUUAUUAUUAAUUGUUUGUAUUGUAUGUUUGGGCAAUUUUUUUUACUUGGGUUUCAGAGGUCUUUAUUGAGAUUUAAUUAGUAAUUUAACAAUUAAUCUUACGUUCAUUAGAUUUAUGCACCUAUAUUUUUAAUCUUCAUUGCAGUAUGUUUAAUAAGGCAAUUUAGCUAAGGAAACUGACAUUUUCUCUGUAAUCUCACUGUUCAUUGGACAAAGCUUUUCAUAUUGAUAUGAUUAUUAAACCUCUAGAUAACAUGGAUCAGCCCUAUGAUUAUUUUAUUUGUAUUCUUUAAAUAAUUCAAUUUAACUGAAAGAAUGUAAAGACAGAAAUGAUUUGGUAGGUGACAUGCAGCUCCCUGGGAAAUGACAUCUGUGUAUAUACCUUUUCUCAAUAAAAAAUAUUGGAUGUAUAUUUAAAA